UUAUGGCUUUGUUGAAUUUGAUGAUCCUCGAGAUGCAGAUGAUGCUGUUUAUGAGUUGAAUGGUAAAGAACUUUGUGGGGAGCGAGUAAUCGUUGAACAUGCUAGAGGUCCUCGAAGGGAUGGUGGUUAUACCUCUCAGCGCAAGUCCUUUGAGGCUAAGAUGACUGCCUGUUCCAUUUGCUGGCCUUGGGUUACCUUUCCAUGAGUGGCUCUAAGACCUAAGACCAUUGACCUUUGGCUGACCUUAAGGAAGCCAUGUGACGACUGCUACUCUUGCCAUUAGACCUGGGUGGUGAGGACCCCAAGGGUUAGAGGCAGAUGUGAUAAAACUGAAAAUAGGUGCCUGAAAUCUUUUUCAUGUCAGAUAUUCUGAAAACCAUUUUUCACCGUGGUUAUGGUUAUAGAAGAUCUGGAAGAGACAGAUAUGGACCUCCAACUCGUACAGAAUAUAGGCUUAUUGUCGAAAAUUUAUCUAGUCGGUGCAGCUGGCAAGAUUUAAAGGAUUAUAUGCGUCAAGCAGGUGAAGUUACAUAUGCAGAUGCACACAAAGGAAGAAAGAAUGAAGGUGUAAUUGAAUUUAAGUCCUACUCUGAUAUGAAACGAGCACUUGAAAAACUGGAUGGCACAGAAGUUAAUGGCAGAAAAAUCAGAUUGGUUGAAGACAGGCCUUCGUCUCGACGACGCCGCUCAUACUCCAGGAGCCGCAGCCGUUCUAGAUCUCGUUCUCCAAGCAGAAAUCGUUCUCGUUCUCAUAACAAGAGUCGAAGCCACAGUGGAAGCAGUAAGAGCAGUCGAUCUCAAUCCCGGUCUGGCACGCACUCUAGGAGCAAAAGUGGAAGCAGAAGCAAAAGUCGCAGUGUGAGCAAGAGCAAGAACAAAAACAAGAGCAGGAGCAGAAGUAAAGAGAAGAAAAUCAGAGCAAGUAGUAGGAGUGGAAGUGAGGGGAAAAGUAGGAGCAGGAGCGUUGAACAGGUUAAAGACAAUGGAGAAGAAAAAACCGAGAACAGAAAUGAAAAUGGGGAGAAAGAAAGGAGUGUUAGUAAAGAGAGGAGUAGAAGUCGGAGUAAGAGUAAAGAUGGGGAAAAAGGUGUUAGCAGAAGUAGAAGCAAAGAGAAGGAUAAGAGUAAGAGCAAGAGCAAAAGUAGGAGCAGGAGCAAAAGCAAAGAGAAGAGCAAGAGUAGAAGUCGCAGCAAGAGCAAGGAAAAAAGAAAAGGCAGGAAGAGGAGCAGGAGCGAGAGCAGAAGCCGGAGCAGGAGUCGGAGCAAAAGCGAGAAGACCAAAAAGCGUAGCAAACGUGAAAGCAAAACUAAAAGUACCAGUAAGAGCAGGAAGAGAAAAGGUGACAAGGAACAAUCUAGAUCUAGGUCAAGAUCAGAAUCAAAGGAAAAGGAGGAAGAUGCUAGGAAAACAAAUGCAGAGAAAGAAACUAAGGGUGAGGGUGAAGAAGUGGAUGGGGAAUCAGACUCUAAUGAACAGUCAAAAUCAAGUCCUGCAUCUCGUUCUAGGUCAAGGUCCAGAUCGAAGGCCAAAUCUAAAUCUCGUUCCAGGUCCAAAUCGAUCACCAAAGCCAGGUCACGUUCAAAGUCAUGUUCACCUUCUCGGUCUGUGUCGAGAUCUGUCUCUCGUUCUAGGUCCAGGUCGCGCUCAAAGUCCUAAAUUUCCCCUCUCUACAUUUUCUAUGAAAACUUUAACGGAUUUUUUUUCUCUGGCAGGUCUGUUGUUAGCUGUACCACAGAUAAUCCAAACAAUAGAUACUGAGAUGCUGUACAUUUUUCAUAAUAGAAAGGAUGUAUUUAGUGCUAAAUUAAAACUUUAUGAUGGGCUUGUACUGUCAGGAGGACUUUUAGGUAGGUAUGCUGUGUGCAAAGUAAAGGUGCCCCAUCAGUGCUGAUGUUUUCAGAGAUGUAUAAUGAAGUCUUAAAAGUUACCUUCAUCUGUAUUGAUCAUUUUUAAAAAAAAAAAAUCCGUUCCUGAUAUUGUGGACUUCAUAGCCAAAACAUAUAGCAAAUUGUAAAGUUUUGCCAAUUCAGUGUAAUCAAAAUGUAGAGAUUUUUCCCUCCACUGUGAGAAGAAAGAUAUAGCUCUUUGCCUGAGUUUCUGCUCUUUUUAUUUUUUUCAGCUGGCUAAUGUGCGUUGCUUUUCUGUUUGGUUCAAUUAAAUGCAAAUAAAUGUCUGCCUGGAAUCCA
This is a messenger RNA of Carcharodon carcharias (great white shark), 2186 nucleotides long. Its product is annotated as serine/arginine-rich splicing factor 4-like. The coding region runs from base 358 to 1656 and encodes 432 amino acids. The transcript is spliced from 6 exons. Gene Ontology annotation, biological process: alternative mRNA splicing, via spliceosome; mRNA splice site recognition. Lineage: Eukaryota; Metazoa; Chordata; Chondrichthyes; Lamniformes; Lamnidae. Gene Ontology annotation, molecular function: mRNA binding. Gene Ontology annotation, cellular component: nucleus; ribonucleoprotein complex; cytoplasm. The record is from RefSeq and is a predicted model, not a curated record.